AGGUCAACAAUCAAUUGGGUGCCCUUCGAAGGGCAAUGGGUGGAGGAAAAAGCGGUCGUUGUAAACAGCAGGGAAAGGGAAAGAAGUGGCGGAAAAUACUUUAUGAACGGCAGCCGUUUGAAGAUGAAUACAGUGGCGGUAGUGAGUUUCUGAAGGAGCUGAGAACGAAUAGUGAGUUUGCUCUAAGCAAUUUCCUGUUCUUCUCUGAAUGAUUUGCAGUGCCACCCCGAUUCCUCACCGUGGUAUACAGGAAAUGCGCUCCUGGAUUGGACAUUGAAUUUUAUCGACACUUUUCAAGUUCCGUACAAUCCCUUCACAAUCUAACCAGUGCGAUAAUAUACUACUGACAUUUUGAUUAUGUUUCGGUUCUGGCCACUGGGUAUUUUAUGGGUACAGUUUCCAGACAGUAGACAAGCUAAAUUGAAAUAAGAAGCUUGCAAAUAUUUCCGAGUUUAAAUUUCGACUUACAGCAAUCGGAUAAAUCAGAGCAGUAUGGAUGGGCCUCGUUGAAAGUAACCGUGGUGGAAUACUCAUUUGUGGAAGCAGUAUGUGGUGCUAGUCUUGUCAUGCUUCACUCCAAUGCUAUUAUAUUUUAUUACUUGGUGUUCGAUUCCAUUAAAAACAGUUCCAUAAGUUCCGUCCAGCAUUUUUCUUUGAUAUUCGCUAUUGCCUUGGUUCUAUACACCGUCUAUUUGUAUAUGAUCAGACCAAGAAAUCUUCACGAUCACUUUUACACUUUCAUCAUACUUCUUUGUUUUGGCUAUGUCUUGACACCUGUUAUUAGGACACUAACGGAUACAAUUAGUACAGAUACCAUAUAUGCUAUGUCUUUCAUACUUUUUCUCACGAGCUUUAUUUUCCAUGACUACGCGAUGGUUGCGCCAUUGGUUUCAACGAUAUUAUCGGUCAAUCUUUCUUUGGCAGCUUCGGUUUGUUUGGUUUCACGGGUAUCAUCGAAUGAGUCUGCAUUUGGCCUUCUAGCUCUUUCCAUGCUCCUUUUCUCAUACUGGCCACAAAUGCGUAAUGUAUUAUAUAGGAAAUGGUCGAAAUCAGCAUUAUUCCUGGUCAUUUUCUCUUCUCCCCUCCUCUUCAUUGCACUACAUCAGCUUUCUCACUCACUCAGUGUCCUAUACGUACUCGUACUAACGUUUGUUCUCCUAAUGUGCCCAUCGAUCUUGAUGAUAAUGCAACCUUGGAAAAGUACAAAACAUGGACCAUGGGACGAGGCAAUAGCAACCUUCGAGCGAUGA
Molecule: messenger RNA, 1250 nt
Organism: Loa loa (African eye worm)
Lineage: Eukaryota; Metazoa; Nematoda; Chromadorea; Rhabditida; Onchocercidae
Exons: 5
Coding region: 567-1250 (227 amino acids)
Biological process (GO): GPI anchor biosynthetic process
Cellular component (GO): membrane; glycosylphosphatidylinositol-N-acetylglucosaminyltransferase (GPI-GnT) complex
Source: RefSeq, a predicted model, not a curated record